CCUUUCUUUUACGCAGACAGACGCCGGUUUUCGAAGCACGUACCAACACGCAGCGGAGCCAACUCGUCGUUCCACCGAACAACUCUCUCACUACUGUACCCUGCCCGUUCCCCGUUCGCAUCUCGCCCAUUGUUCAUCGUACGCGAGCAAACCUCGUACGUUUCCUUCAAAAUUCCCGUCGUGUCCAUCUCUUACCGCGCACGGAAACUCAACGAAAUGGAACAACACCGGGCAAGACUCACCACGUUCAUGCUGCUGGCACUCGUCACGUUCGCGCGCUGCGACCCGGACGGACAGUCAACGGCCGUCAACACCGAGACCUCGCCGACGGCCCCGACAAACGCUACGGCCGUUCCCGUGUCCGUCCCGAUGAACGCAGCCGCAUCGAUAAAGCCUGUACAAAUUGAAAUAUACUAUGAAGCACUAUGUUCAGACAGUGUCAAUUUUGUUAAAGACCAGUUAAUUCCCGUUUACAGAAAAUUUAACAAAUUUAUUGAUGUUACAUUCAAUCCUUUUAGUCAAGGAACUAUAAAGGAUAAUACUAUACAAUGUCGUCGUGAUAGAGAAUGUGAUGCUGAUAGUAUACAUGCAUGUGCUAUUUCAAAAAUUAGUGACAAAGAUAAACUAGUUGAGUUUUUGAACUGUGCCUUGUCCGAGGGUUUUCAGAAUAAAACUGUACCAAUUGAAAAGUGUGUUAAGGAUAAUAAAAUUGAAGAAAAUAUCAUAUCUUUGAUCUCUAAAUGUGCAACAGAUACAAAUGAGACUUAUCCAUUAUUGGUUAAUUAUAGAAAUUUGGCUACUGCUGCAAACGUAACAACUGUACCCAAAAUCAUUAUCAACAAGAAUUAUUCUGAAUUGUCUUUAACAAAUUUAAAGAAAGCUGUAUGUGAUAAGAUUCCAAGCAAAGAUUCACUGCCUGAAUGCAAGGACAUUGUAAGCGGAUCAGAUAGAGUUGUUUUUGGUGUAUUGCCAAUAUUUAUUGGUGUGUACUCUAUCAUAAAAAUGAUCUAAAUUCCAAUUACCAUUAAAAUAUUCAUAAGUUUAUGUUUUAAAUUAACUAUUCAUUCUAUAAUCUAUUAG
This is a messenger RNA of Sipha flava (yellow sugarcane aphid), 1080 nucleotides long. RefSeq names its product GILT-like protein 1. The coding region runs from base 217 to 1011 and encodes 264 amino acids. The record is from RefSeq and is a predicted model, not a curated record. The transcript has 5 exons. Gene Ontology annotation, molecular function: oxidoreductase activity, acting on a sulfur group of donors, disulfide as acceptor. NCBI's taxonomy places the organism in Eukaryota, Metazoa, Arthropoda, Insecta, Hemiptera, Aphididae.